Messenger RNA from Fusarium keratoplasticum, 1398 nucleotides. RefSeq lists its product as uncharacterized. The transcript has 6 exons. The coding region runs from base 25 to 1398 and encodes 457 amino acids. Lineage: Eukaryota; Fungi; Ascomycota; Sordariomycetes; Hypocreales; Nectriaceae. Gene Ontology annotation, molecular function: oxidoreductase activity. The record is from RefSeq and is a predicted model, not a curated record.
UUCAAGAGACAGCUUCUUGGCACUAUGGCCACCCCUUACAGAAUUCACAUCACACCGACAAACACGGGAUUAUGGAACAUAAGACAGAGUGAAGAAGCCGCUCAAAUGGCGAGCGAGGCUUUGCAGAAGGAUCUGGAGAACCACCACGUAUUCUUGAACAAUGUCGGGUUUCAUGAUCAUAUGCCCCAUCAUCUGUUGGCUCUGUAUGGAACCGGCGCAGGUGUCGCCGACAUCCAAAAGGCAUAUGACCUGCGCCAUCCUCUGCAGCGCCCAGUUGUCCCCCAGCACCAAGACGCCGUGCAGGAUCUCAUCACCCAUUGGGCUCACGCCUCCGAGUAUCUAGGCGAAGAGGAGCAUUACCCAGACUUUCUCGCCUACUUUCAGCGAGCCAUCGAGCGCGAGGGGUAUGAGCCGGUGGUCAAGUCUCACCUCUUGAAAGGUGACGACUCGGCUAAUGACCUCCUUCUCCGCCUACACGCUGGUGUCGUCCAUCCCCUUAUCCAACUCAUGUAUGGCCUUGAGUGGGAACAGCCGGCCAUCGUCGCCCAGGCUCUUGCCCAGACUUGUGAAAAGGUCAGGGCGGAUCCUCAGCUGGCAGGCUCGGUGCGAAUGGAGGACAAGAGCAAGAUCAAAGAUGGCAUCAUCCAAAGGGCCAAGAAUGCAAUGCUCGCCAUUCUCGAGCAAGUACACGUGGAGCCCGAAGAACUGGACGAGAGGACGGCAGAGAUGUUCCACGACAUGAUUCUUGUCGCGUCGAGCACGGCGAUUCAUCCUCCUCACCACGUCAAAUACGACUUUUUCCUCAUGCAUCACGUCAACUCCUCUUUGAUCUACCUGACUUUCAACUCUCAGCCGUGGCUGUCUACUGCGAACAAGGUUCGCUUGUUGGAGUGGAAGAUUCGGCUGGAUCUUGUGCAGUAUGCCGCUCGGGUCUGUCCUGCUAUUUCAUUGAUAAGCAUCGAGUCUUACGUCCCCAAGCAGCCGUCCGAUGAAUCUGUUAGAGAAAUUGGCAUGAGGCUCUACGACUUUGGGGAUGACGGUCAUGCAAUUAAACAGGCACGGGCUACGGCUAUAUGCCACGAGUUGAUGAUGGAGUAUAAGGACAAGUCCUGGGCAGUCUUGAAGGAUGAGUCAAUUUGGAAUAAGAUUCAACACAUGGUGGUUGAUGCUGUCGAAGGGCCUGGCGUGUUAUACGUCCGUUCCACUGGCUUUGAUGAGGCCUGGAAGGUAAACGCCUCCAUGAGCUCUAGCCUAUGCAUAUAUUCUGACAGUAACGCAAGGAAGUCCCUGGUAAAGACUCGCCGAAGAGAUCUCCUGACCUUGUGCACGCUCUACAGACUGGAAGUGGUAGCUCACCAGAAGCUCUCAGACCAUAUUCUUAGUAGUGUCAACUGUUAA